This is a messenger RNA of Gopherus evgoodei (Goodes thornscrub tortoise), 1039 nucleotides long. Its product is annotated as cell surface glycoprotein CD200 receptor 1-A-like. The record is from RefSeq and is a predicted model, not a curated record. Gene Ontology annotation, cellular component: external side of plasma membrane. Gene Ontology annotation, biological process: regulation of neuroinflammatory response. The transcript is spliced from 6 exons. Bases 144 to 902 code for a protein of 252 amino acids. NCBI's taxonomy places the organism in Eukaryota, Metazoa, Chordata, Testudines, Testudinidae. Gene Ontology annotation, molecular function: signaling receptor activity.
GAGUUGGGGUGGAGGAGAGGUGGGUAAGUGGAAGAGGGAACAGAGACAUGGGCUAACAAGGAUACACUGUCACAGAGAGAAACCCCCCAAGUCUGCAGCUGGGCUUACAACAGGAUGGAUGGAGCAAGUGAGCUGUGUGAGUGAUGAAAGCAAAAGCUGACAUGAAUUGUGUUGGGAAGACUUUUUGUGCCUUCGUUCUGCUCACUGUCACUGUGGCCAUGGUACCAAUGGAAAACAUCAGAGUGUCUAAAAUAGCUGGUUCCAGCGUUAAUCUGACCUGUGGUGUCAUUUCAAGGGGGGAUCUGGUAGUAGUGACAUGGAAGAUAAGACCAAGGACUGGAAAUCACUGCGCACUGGCAUACAGAACUGAUCAGAACAAGACAGACAGAACAAACUGCAGUGAGAGAAUGGAUUGGAAAUCUAGCCCUGAAACUGAUAGUGCGCUUCAGAUACGGCAAGUGACACUCACGGAUGAGGGAUGUUAUAUCUGUGAAGCGGUAACUAGUGCUGAAAAUUUGCGUCGUACCUACACUCUGACUGUAUUAGUCUCUCCUGAAGUGACCUUGACCUGUUACAGUAAUGGGACUGCUGUGUGCAAGGCAGCUGCAGGGAAACCAGCUGCACAGAUCUCUUGGGACCCAAAUGGAGAUCCCAGGACUGAGCUUGAAAAUCACACAGAUGGGAUAGUGACUGUGCUCAGUAUAUACAGCCCCAGAGAGACCAGUAUAACCUGCCUGGUGUCUCAUCCGGCUUGGAACACAAGCCAAUCCAAGGAAUGCCCAUCAGACAAUGGAAACAUGUUUCUUCGACAUUUCUCCAUCUGUGCUGGUCUCCUGGGCAUCUUCUUCAUUCUGGUUUUCGUUUUCUUUUGUAAGCUCCACUGUGGCAGAAUUUGUUAUUAACCCAAAAUCCCUGAGACUGCUCCCACACACAACGUGCAGGAUAGUAAUGAGCAGCAGGAAUUUGAGCCCUACGCCAGCUAUUUGCAGAAGGAAAAUGUGAUCUACAACACAGUGUAUGAAGUAACAGUGAGUGAAGA